GACUGUCAACGUCAGUGCACCUGUCAUUUACACAACAAAUUCAAACGCAAUAGUUUCUUGAAAUGCACCCAAAAUAACUCAAAAAUGAGUUCAAUAUUAAAAUUUAUUCGUGAUAACCACAUAUUGGCUAUAAUAGAAUCAGCAGUAGUGAAAAAAAAGUCAAGACUCAGCCUCAAUGCGUUCGAUAUCACGGAAAUUCCAAGCCUUUUGUACACCUGUUACGAAGUCGAGCAUCUUUACCUGCAUAGAAACAAAAUAACAACAAUAUCAGUGGAAUUAACUCAAUUAUUAAACUUAACAACUCUUACGCUUGAUUAUAAUAACAUAAGUUCGUUGCCACCGGAGAUAGGAGGCUUGAAAAACUUGGUGAAUCUGAAUUUGAGUUACAAUCCUUUACAAGUGUUGAUACCGGAGAUUGGAGAAUUAGAGAACCUUGAGGCGUUCUGGUGCAACAGGAUAGGGCUCCGGGAGAUACCGAAGGAGAUCGGGAACCUCAGUAAGUUGGAUACGUUCGGGGCGCGAGGAAAUCAGCUCAAGACUAUACCAGAGGAAAUGACGAAACUGUCAAAAUUGAGAUGGCUGACCCUAGAACACAAUGAGAUCGAGACAUUACCCAACACCCUCGGAGGCCUGGAAGCCCUGGUGCACUGUAACCUGAGGCACAACAACCUUAGGGAUUUCCCGAUGUCGGUGCUGCAGUGUGGAGACCUCAUGUUCUUACAGCUGAAUAAUAAUCAGAUAUCCAGCUUACCGGAAGACUUUGAUAUCAACACCCUUCAAGUACUAGAGAUGAUAGACAUGAGAGACAAUCCCAUUUGUGAGCUUGAACAUCCUAAACACAUGCUUAUCCGCUACGCCGACGUUUCAACGCCCAGCUCUCUAAGCGAGAUAGCCUCAGCAUCAGGGUCAGGGCGCCACGCUGCCGCUCUGGCCAUCAACGCCACUGCCCUGCGCUUACCUGCUGUACCAGGCCCAAGAAGGCUUGAGAAUCACGCAUUCAUGGCCGAAAUGGAGCUGGACGCAUCAUCAGUAGACUCAUCUGAAGACUGGGAGAACAGCGUCAAUAGUUCAGAGUUGGACGUGCAAUAUCAGAGCGAUGAAGAACGCGCGGACAAUGAGAUCGCUCAAUUCUUCCAGGCUGUCGGCAUGGUGUUGCCAGAGUUAUCUCGCUACGCCUCCACUGCCAGCUAAGCUGGCGACACUGGGAAAGUAUGUUUCAGAUCGUGACCAUGGUUUAGCUAGAACUGUCUCGCUGCACGUCUCGAUGCGAGGGAAAUGACUGUACCUCAACAAGUACCAACUGUUUCAUUUUACUAUUGCACCUGAAAAUGCGUAACUUGACAUCUUUUAAAUCUGUCCUCUAAAUGUCAGCUCUAAGAUUUUGUUAAAGUUUUACUCCCAUAGUGCCGAUCUCUGGUGAUGAAUACGGUCUGCCAAAUGGUUUGUUCGAUAAUAUUGAAUCUUUGGUGCUGAAGUUUGGGCCAAACUUUAGAAAUGCUUCAACACUGGUGGCGCCGAAAUUGCACUGCCGUAUUCUAAGAUAUUUUUAAAUUAGUAUUUUUUUUUCAUGGCAUUGUCACAUAAAUCUGUCAGAAUUGUGUUAGGAUGAAAACCUAUUUCAAAUGGCGAAUUUUUGACAAUGACAGAAUUUUAAUUACCUACAUUUGGCCUAAAAAAUAAACCUUUUCGCGGAAUCAUAUGUAUAAACACUUUGACCGCCACAGUCGUUUGUAGCAGACAAACACACACAGUAAAAUAAAGAUUGAUACAUUGAUAUCAAAUUCAGUCAUAUAAAUUGUAACCAAGGGCGGAUCUAGGCCAGGCCUCGUAGCCGAAUGGCUCUAUCGCGCCAAUAGAGAUAUUAUCGUGAGCGUUUGUGCAUUCGGCUAUGCACACAGGGGUGCGUAGGAUGAAGUGGAUGAAGUAUGAACACCCUGGCCUGCGGGGCCUUGUCUGGCCGAGAGUUUGACAGUGUGACCCACCGAGAUAAAAACAAUCCGAAUUUGAUCAUGUAACUCCCUCUUCUCCCUCUUGUGAGUUGUGACUACAAAGUUGGAUCCGCCUUUGGUUGUCACUGUAAAAAAGUUUAAAUCCUGGAUUCCCUCUUCAUAUCUGUUUCUUCUACACAUACUCGCUUCGUUAAUUUUUUCGUUUUGAGUUAAACCGCGAGAGUAGUUUUAUUAUUUUGUUAUCGGUGCAGAUAAAUGCCAGAGUAGGUACUUAUAGUUAAGAUAUAGAAUUCAAAAUUAUUAAACUACUUAUCAAUAAAUUUUACUUGAAGUAACUUUGUUUAAAAAGUUACUUUAAAAGUUUUUAAAUUAACAUUUUAUCGGCUGUGAUAGAUUUUCUGGCAUAACCUGCACUGAAUUAACUUUUAAGUUUAUUGUAAAAAAAUGGA
Leguminivora glycinivorella is the source of this 2398-nucleotide messenger RNA. Its product is annotated as leucine-rich repeat-containing protein 1. Gene Ontology annotation, molecular function: protein binding. The transcript is spliced from 7 exons. The record is from RefSeq and is a predicted model, not a curated record. The coding region runs from base 85 to 1191 and encodes 368 amino acids. Lineage: Eukaryota; Metazoa; Arthropoda; Insecta; Lepidoptera; Tortricidae.